AUGGAACCUCUGAUUGUGGCAAACUUAAAAUUCUCCAUUGACCUGUUAAAAAAACUCUGUAAGGUCAACACAGGCAAUGUGUUAUUCUCACCCCUGAGCAUCUCCUCUGCAUUGGGUCCGGUCGUGCUGGGUGCCAAUGGCCAAACUGCCGCACAGAUGUAUAAGACCCUCCACUUUAACCAUGAGAAAAUUAUGUACCACGAUCUGUAUGACGAGCUCUACAAAGGAGGGAACUACAGAAGCCUGAAGUUGGUGAACCGCUUGUUUGGAGAAAGGACACUCAAUUUUAAAGAUGAUUUCCUUGACAUGUGUGAAGAGUGGUGUUACACAAACUUGAGGAAUGCUGACUUCAAGACAGAUCCUGAGGCUGCGAGAAAACGAAUCAACGACUGGGUGCAGAACAAGACUGAGAAGAACAUUAAGAAUUAUUUGGAUAAAGGAGAUGUGACUAAGGACACAAGUCUUGUUCUAAUCAGCGCUGUGCACUUCAUGGAUAAGUGGGUCAACCCAUUCAAAAGUGUUCCUGUCAACCAGGACAAAGGAGUAAAUUGGCCAAUGAUGAGUCGGAUGGAUAAAUUUCCUCUGGGUAACAUCCCACACAGACAACACCAACCCAAACAUCCCCCUAUUGCUCGGAUUCUGGAGAUCCCUUAUGCGAAUAAGGAUAUGAGCAUGAUCAUUAUACUCCCAAACCAGAGCGAUAGGCUACCGGAGAACUCUCUCUCUGUCUGUCUCUUAUUUUUCUCCCCUUCCUCUAAGUUGGUAGAAUCAAUCACUUAUGAGAAGCUUCUGGAAUGGACUGAGCCGGACAAUAUGAUUUAUACAGAUGUGGCUGUUAAAAUACCCCUCUUUAAGAUGCAGGAGAAUUAUAACCUGGAGGAGGUCCUGAAGAGUCUGGGCAUAACUGAUCUGUUUGAUGAGAAGUGUGACUUAUCUGGCAUGGCACCUGGACUGUUAAAGCUGCCCAAAGUGAUGCAUAAGUCUUCGGUGGAGGUGAACGAGGAAGGAACAGAGGCGGAUGCAGGCGGUGAUGCAGUUGUCCAUGGUCUUUCUCUCAGUAAUAAAAUUCAAGGGGGUUUCGUGGCAGACCGCCCCUUCCUUUUCUUCAUCCGGCACAACCCCACCAAGAGCAUCAUCUUCUGGAGCCGCUUCAUCUCCCCAUGACCUGUAAACUAGAAUCUGAACCAAAGAGCAGAGCAGACUGUACAACAGUGUGAUCUGUCAUAUUAAAA
Rhinichthys klamathensis goyatoka is the source of this 1232-nucleotide messenger RNA. Its product is annotated as leukocyte elastase inhibitor-like. The transcript has 6 exons. Bases 1 to 1164 code for a protein of 387 amino acids. Gene Ontology annotation, biological process: negative regulation of endopeptidase activity. NCBI's taxonomy places the organism in Eukaryota, Metazoa, Chordata, Actinopteri, Cypriniformes, Leuciscidae. The record is from RefSeq and is a predicted model, not a curated record. Gene Ontology annotation, molecular function: serine-type endopeptidase inhibitor activity.